This is a messenger RNA of Poecile atricapillus (Black-capped chickadee), 444 nucleotides long. RefSeq names its product small integral membrane protein 45. The coding region runs from base 91 to 297 and encodes 68 amino acids. NCBI's taxonomy places the organism in Eukaryota, Metazoa, Chordata, Aves, Passeriformes, Paridae. The transcript has 3 exons. The record is from RefSeq and is a predicted model, not a curated record.
GGGAAAGGAGCCUGACUCAUCCCGGCUGGGACCCGGCAGGUGCCAGAGGGAGCAGUCUCCUCCCGUCGCCCUGCACCCGUGGAAGAAGCCAUGCCCCACUUCUUGGAUUGGUUUGUGCCCGUGUAUCUGAUGAUCUCCAUUCUCAUCCUGGUUGGCUUUGGAGCUUGCAUUUACUACUUUGAACCAGGACUCCAGGAAGCCCAUAAGUGGCGAACACAGAGGCCAAUCAUGGAGCGAGAUCUUCGGAAGACACUGAUGAUUCGGGACAACCUGGCCUUUGGGGUGCCUGAGGUCUGACAAGCUGUCCAUCACAGCCAGAGGAAUCUCUCCUGGUCAAGGUUUGUGUGGCUGGGGCUUCCCAUGUGCUCACAACUCUUCAGCCAGCCAAGGACUUCUGCUCCUUCCCUUGGCCAAGACUGAUGGACCACUCAAAUGAAAUAUGCC